Paramecium pentaurelia is the source of this 768-nucleotide messenger RNA. Lineage: Eukaryota; Ciliophora; Oligohymenophorea; Peniculida; Parameciidae. The record is from the annotation of a GenBank genome assembly.
AUGAUUAGAAAGAAACUUGAAAAUUUGAGAAGAGAAAGAACUAAAAAAAUGUAAAAUCUUUUACCUGCAAUUGUUGCAGAUAGAAUGGCACCUUCAUUCUUUUAUUAUAUGUUUGAGCCAUAUGUUGAUUUUAAGAAAAUUGCACGAUCAGAUACAGCUUAAGUGUAACUUUCUACUCCUGAAAAUGCAAUUGCAAAAGGCAGAAGAUGUGCAGUAUAAGCAGCUCGUAAAUCUAAAGCUUUAUAGAUGAUGGGCAAUCAAUUAAAACUUACAGUAGAUGAAUAAAUUGAAUCAUUUGCUGCACCUGAAGAAAAGGGAAAUCCAAUUAAAUUUGAACCAUAUUCUCUAUAAAGAGCUGCUCUGUAUGAUAAAGGUUGUAUUACAUGUGGUGGUCCAAAUAUUAAUGUCACUUAUCAUGGUGAAAGACAUAUUUGUUUGAAAUGUAGAGAUCAUAUAACAACAUUGGAUGGAGAUCCAGUUCUUAUAUUUUAAGAUGAUGAUGGUGAAGUAUGUGUUGUUGGAAUUUCAGAUAAAAAGAAACUCUAUUUUGUUUAACUUGAUGAACUAAAAAUUAAUGGUUAUCGAUGCUAUGUCACUUUUAGUAAUGAGAAUGAAAUAAUUUGUUUAUUACAUGACUCUUUAAAUGAUAAAUAGAAAAAGGAUUUAGUUCCUCCAAGUGCUUUAUGGUAAGCUGAAAAAGAUGAAUAAAUUAGAAAACCAAAAGGCAAAAACUUUGUCAUUCUUAAUAAACAGCGUGUUCUGAAAUGA